Molecule: messenger RNA, 2136 nt
Organism: Rotaria sp. Silwood2
Lineage: Eukaryota; Metazoa; Rotifera; Eurotatoria; Philodinida; Philodinidae
Source: the annotation of a GenBank genome assembly
AUGAAAACUCGUGCAUUGUCGAAGGAAGCUAUAAUGUCCACGACUCCAAAAUCUCCUAUACUCCAAUCAAGUGAUACGGAAUUUACAGAAACGCCAUCUAAAGGAUUGGAUUUACCUGAUGGUGUUACUAUCGUUUGGUUGGAUGCACGAGCUAAUUCGAAAUCAGUCGAUGAUAUGGAAACGAAGUUAAUGCUAGAGAAAAUUCAUCCGUCUGUACUUACAUUUGAUGAUGUGAGGAACUGUCUGGAUGCUUUGAGUAAAAUAAGUAACAAGAAAUCUCGUGUUUUUCUUGUUGUCUCUGGUAAAUUUAGCACUCUUAUUUUAUCUGACUUGAACAAGUUACCAGCAAUUGAUUCUGUCUUCAUUUUUUGCGCUCGUCCAGAAAUAUAUCAACAUCUAGUUGUCAAAUACUCUCCUCAUGUGAUUGAUGUUUUUACAGAGCAAGAGACAUUGCAAUUAUCUCUUGAAACUGAACUCAAUAAUUAUCAUAUGCGGAUACCAAUUUUCAAUUUCUUUGAACAAAAGCAAAGUGCUGUUAGGGAUCUAACAUAUGAUGCGGCAUCUUUUCUUUGGUUCCAAUUACUUCAGAAAGUGCUUAUGGAGACUCAAUAUGAAACAAGCGACAUAAAACAUAUGAUCGACUAUUGUAGGAAACAUUAUGAACGAAAUCCUCAACGGCAAAAGUUCUAUUCGGAUAUUGACGAAUUCGAGAAGAACUAUAAGUCUUCUGACGCGAUCAAGUGGUAUACACGCCAGUCAUUUGUCUAUAAACUGACAAACAUCGCUCUACGUACAGAAGACAUUGAAGCACUGUAUAUUUUUCGCCUUUAUAUAUCGGAUUUAUGUCGACAAUUGGCAACUGAACACAAAAAACUCCGUAUUCAAAACAAAAAGUCACCUGUUUUAAAACUCUAUCGAGGUUGUCAUAUGUCUUCAGAAGAGUUGACAAAGUUACCAAAUACAAUAGGUGGCAUGACUAGUAUAAAUGGAUUUAUUUCAACAAGUGUGCAACAAUGGGUAGCCGAUGAAUUUUUACAGCGCGAGUCACAUCGUGGACCUGACGCACAAAAAGUAUUAUGGAUCAUUGAAGCAGACUGUCGCAUCGAUGGCAUAAUCUUUGCCCCUGUAGCGCAAUAUAGUGUACAUCCUGAAGAAAAAGAGGUGAUAUUCAAUAUAGGAAGUGCUUUUCGUAUUGAUAGUAUAACACUUAAUGAAGCUAAUAAUAUCUGGCAUAUAAAAGCGACAGCUACAAAUGAUGGAUCACAUGCUUUCUCAGAAUACAUGAAAGUACUUCGACGUGAACUAAAGGAAACAAGUGAAAAAGUCAUAUUUGGAACGUUACUUAUUGAUAUGGGUAAAUAUGUCACAGCUCAAUGUUACUUCAAAGAUUUAAUUGAACGUUUUAGUGGCAGUAAUCACCCUGAUUUAUCAGAUUUUCAUUAUAAUCUAGGAUUGACCUAUAGCUUUCAAGGAGAUCUUGAUUUGGCUGAACAGAACUUUCUUCGAGCUCUGAAGUAUCAAAACUUGGUUCCAUUGAAACAGCGUGAUAUGGUGCGUACGUUAAAUGCACUUGGUUGGGUUCAUCAAGACAGUGGAGCGUUAGAUGAAGCCAUUGACUUUUAUAAGAAAGCCGAGUACAUCUGCGAAGAAAAGCUUGGAUCUAACGAUCUUGCUAAUGCACAAACAUACACAUACAUGGCCAGAUAUUAUUUGGAACGACAACAAUAUAAUGAGUCGAAUACAUGUUAUGAACGUGCAUUGAAAAUUCUUCAUCUUUACUUUCCCAAACAACAUCAACGUCUAGGUAUUAUACUUAGUGAAAUGGGUGAUGCAAGACGCAAACAAGGUAAACCUGAACAAGCUCUCGAGCUAUAUAAACAAGCUGAGGCUAUUUUCAAUGAUAUUUUGCCUAAACAUCAUCCAUGUAUGGCCUACUGUUGGAGUGGUAUGGGAUUAAGUUUUUUACAGCUGAACAACAUCAAAGAGGCUCAAAGCCAUCACGAAAAAGCAUUACAGACAUAUCGACAUGUCUUACCACCUGAUCAUAUAAAUAUUAGCAUAAGUGAAAAAAAUCUAAAGUGUAUCAGAUAUGACCUCGUAAUAGAUAGCUACUUACAAGUUUGCUCACAAGUUUGA